Messenger RNA from Petromyzon marinus (sea lamprey), 2903 nucleotides. RefSeq names its product actin binding transcription modulator (gene ABITRAM). NCBI's taxonomy places the organism in Eukaryota, Metazoa, Chordata, Hyperoartia, Petromyzontiformes, Petromyzontidae. Gene Ontology annotation, cellular component: filopodium tip; dendrite; lamellipodium. Gene Ontology annotation, molecular function: actin filament binding; actin monomer binding. The record is from RefSeq and is a predicted model, not a curated record. Gene Ontology annotation, biological process: regulation of filopodium assembly; regulation of actin filament polymerization; dendrite morphogenesis.
CAAUCCCCUGCUGGAUGAAGGCCUCCCCCCACCCACCCCGGCCGCCGCCGUCUAUCGCGGCCUCCCUGCCGCACGAAGCCGAUAUCCCUUUCCCGUCGGGCCUACUUCCUUACUGCCCUCACCACCCCCCUUGUAGCCUGCCACUCCGCCCUGUCAGUCCGUGACCAUCGGGGGCUCCACGGCGCACGCGGCCGGCGCGCCGUGGGCUUCUCGAUAUGAAAGGCAAGGCUUGUGAAGACCACUGCGUCCUGCAGCACUCCAACAGGAUUUGCGUGAUCACCGUGGCCGAGUCGCAUCCCGUGCUGGGCGGGGGGCGCGACGUCGCCGCCGUGGAUUACCAGAUCAGCGCCGGGUGCAGCCGCCUCGACAACCGCGUCUCCGGGAAGAGCAAGCGGGGCGGGCAGUUUCUCACCGAGUUCUCUCCUCUGUGCCGCAUCACCUGCACGGACGGGGAGCAGUACACGAUCUACAGCUGCAUCCGCGGGCGACUCGUGGAAGUGAACGAGAACCUCAUCGCAAAUCCGCACCUCGUCAGAGACAAGCCGUCGUGCGAGGGCUACAUCGCCGUUGUGCUGCCCAAGUUUGAGGAGAGCAAGAGCGUGACGAGCGGCCUCUGCGACCACGCCGAGUACCUGCGGGUGCUGGCGACGCGCGCCGCCGCCACGGUCCCUGCCGACGGCGACGUCACCGCCGGAAGCGCCGCCGCUACGACCCCCACGACCCCCACGACCCCAAGCGCCGACGGUCCGACCGACGGCGAAGUUUGCGAAACCGAUGGGACCAAGACGGAAGUGCAAGACGUCGUCUCUCAGAGCGACGCGUCUAAGCCCGACGCGCGCAUGGUCGACGGCGGGGAGAGUGACGCCUGUGAGAUCGCCGUCUAGAUGACCGACGUCUUGCGAUGGCCGGUGUUGCUGCCUGUGCGAGCGACGCCUGUUUCCGCCGGUGUCUGUGACGACGAUGCCGCCAGUGUGGUGAGAUCGUCCCGGCCGUCGCCCAUCGUGUUUUCCGUGAGCAUCAGGGGAGCUUUUUAUUUCCGUUUAAAUUUGUCGACGAUGUUGUUACUGGUGCCGUCUUCUCUGCUGCUGAAGGCAGCCCCCCCCCCCCCCCCCCCCCCCAGUGUUUCUGGCUCAUUCACAAAAAAAUGCACUGGCCGUGUCUCCAUUGAUAUAUCUACCGUUGGUUUAUUUCACUAAAUACUUCGGCAUCGCGGGACGAAGAUUCUAUUCGGACCUCUCGCAGACAGCGGUGCAACCCCUUCCUGUUAAAGAACAGCACGCAAAAGCGGAUGUCGCAGAACUGCCUCUGAGAUCCGUUUCGGUGACCAGUGCUGAGCCCAUCGCUUCGCUGCACUCGAGAGGCCGGUUUCAUCGGGAGGCAACGGCUGAAACCCGGAUUCGAACCCAGGUUCCCGGCGGUGCCGGCUCCGCCGUCCUCUGACCUCCGAGGCAGGCGGCCACUACCACAGAACUAUACAAGUGAAUUGGCUGUUCGGUGCGUCUGAAAUGUUAUUUAAAAAAAGCUCCCUUUUGUCAUUUACUGUUUGUGCAAAGAGACAAUUUGAUUCGCAUUUCUUGGCAAGUAGAAGUUUUGAAACGUGUCCCGGUAUCUGCCGCGUUUAUUAACUUUGCGCGGCAGAGAAAAUACGUGAGAAUUUCGCCCACGUUCGUUACGCUCGUCACACUUUUGUGUGUUUUGCUUUACGGUGACCGGGACGAGACCAUCAACUCGCUACGCUUUAGAAAACCUCGCUUCAUCGCAACUCCCCUCUGCGCGAGCCCGUGGCUCUCCCCGCGAGUCUUAGGUCACGUAUUCUCAGUCACGGCUCCGGCUCUAUGUGAGCCGUGCUUUUACCAGAGCCGGCUCCGAGCACAGUCCCACUCAGGGACCGGCUGAGAACACGGUCCCUGAGUGUCUCUCGGCGUGAGUCGUCGGUGACCGGCACCCCAAUGGUUCAGGAUGAAGUGGGGGGCGGGGGGAGGAGUGUAACAGUCCGCAGGGCUGAAGGCGUUGGUGCUUGCUGCUGCUUGUGCUGUUGUUGUUCACGGCGAGGCCGUGGCAGAGUUGGUGGGGAGGGCCGCGCUCCACUCUUGCCCCCCCCCCCCUCCGUGCUCUUUGCCCCACGGUGCCACGGCACGACUGGGAACCCUGCCACGGCAAAGGAGACGCGCGUUCCUGCCACGGGUCGCACCCCCCCUCCCCCCUAUCCCCCUCAACCCCCACCCCUCUUUUUCCCGGGAACCGAAUGAGCAGUGGCACGGGCGAGGGGGGCACAGCGCUGGGCCUGACGAUGGCAGCCGCAUUCUGUGUUUUUUUUUUUUUUACUGCGGAGAGCCCCAGGACUUGGCGAGUUUUACUCCAGCGUCAAGUGAGGAGCACAGAAAACUCCCCCCCCACCUUAGCCAAGCCGCAUUGAUGGGCGCGGUGAAGUAUGGUCAGAUAUUGCCCGCGCGUUCUGACGCAACGCGGGGGGAGGGAGGCCCUCGUCCAGCAGUAGAUUGACAAACGUGCUGUGUGUGUGUGUACGUGGUGGAUUGGCAGGGCUGCUGUGUGGUCACGUGCCACAUCUGGCUGCUGCUGCUGCGUGUCAUCUGAUUUGCCGAGGGUCGCAAGGCUAAAUGUUCAUCCCCCCCCCCCCCCCCCCCCCGCGCGCCUGCGAGAGUGGCUGGCGGCGCCGCGGUUCCAGCUCGGGGUUUUCCUCCCUCUCCCUGGGCUCCAGAGUUCUCACCCUCUGCUUGAAAGGCAAACCCCAACAACAACAACAACAGAGCGAGCAGCGGGCCCCAUUUCCCCUCUUUUUCUUCCCGAUGACCGCGGAUGUUUUUUGUACCCCGUUGUUAACCUGUUCGGCGUGGUAUUGUCGGGCUCUCGCGUUGGAGUAAAAGAAAACGCGAGCUAAACGA